This is a messenger RNA of Micropterus salmoides (largemouth bass), 2413 nucleotides long. RefSeq names its product C-C motif chemokine 4-like. Lineage: Eukaryota; Metazoa; Chordata; Actinopteri; Centrarchiformes; Centrarchidae. Gene Ontology annotation, biological process: inflammatory response; cellular response to type II interferon; lymphocyte chemotaxis. The transcript is spliced from 3 exons. Gene Ontology annotation, molecular function: CCR chemokine receptor binding; chemokine activity. The record is from RefSeq and is a predicted model, not a curated record. Bases 602 to 895 code for a protein of 97 amino acids. Gene Ontology annotation, cellular component: extracellular region.
UAAACUUUACCAAAAGACCAAGGUCAUUCUGGGGAAAUUCUUCUCUGAAGUCUCAAGGGAGGAUUCAUUUUUGAAUGGAAAGACUGACAUCAUACACAUUUCAGCUCCCAAUGGACACAGUGUUAAGAGUCGAUCACAGCAAAGAUAGAAGAAUGUCGUCAUCAUCUUUUUGUCGACAUCAUCAUGAAGACUCUCUGCUUCACUCUGGGGCUGCUGCUGCCCACCGCCUGCUGCUACAAUGCAAUGUGUUGUAGACUGUACACUGUGAAUUGUGUGAAGAACUUCAAUGCUUUUUCCACUGACUAAAAAUUAACCAAGAUGUAGAUAAGAUAAACGCUAAGAAGAGUCUUGUUUUCUGUGGUCCCGGAGAUGAUUUUAAUCUUUACAACAAAUCUGUGGUCUGGCCCUUUACUGAAAGUGUUUCUUCACAGUGGAAAGCUGAGGCGGUGGGGAAAUCCUUGCCUGAUGACCUGGAUUUGUUUUGGAUGGAAACACAUUUCAGCUCCACAAUAAAUAGUAUUUAUAUCAGACGUAGUGCUAAGAGUCGAUCACAGCAAAGACAGAAGAAGAACAUCGUCAUCAUCUUUUGGCCGACAUCAUCAUGAAGACUCUCUACUUCACUCUGGGGCUGCUGCUGCUCACCGCCUGCUGCUGCAACGCCAUGCCCAAAGGUCUGCAGUUAGCACCCGGAAACUGCUGCUUCAAGUUUUACACUCGGGGGUUACCAUUAAAUCUCGUAUCGGGCAUAACCAAGACCCACAGCUCCUGUCAGCAGAAGGCAUUCAUAGUUCAAUAUUAUACAGGAAGACAGAUCUGCUACCGACAAACUUUCCAGUGGGCUCUGAAUGUCUACAAUCAGCUCCACAACACUGAGAGCAGCGGUCAGCUGCAAUGAAGACGUACUUUUGUAUAAUAAACCAAUGUCUGGUUUUGCAGGAAAGGAUGAGAUGAGAACAGGGGUUCCGCAGGGUCUUAAAAAGUCCCAAUUUUUCUUUUUCAAAAUCAAAAUUUAAGGCCUUAAAAAGUCUUGUAUUCUAGGUCUUAAUUAAUUUUAAACAGGUCUUAAUUUUCCUAUGUCCAUGUAGUGCUACCUCUAAUGCUCAUUGAAAUGCACCCCCAGCGCUUUAGAAUGUUUUUUCCUCCCGUGAUGUAAUUUACUGUUUUACGACUACAAAGACCAACAGGCAGCUUAGAGCGAGUCUCUUUUGAAAAAUCGCCUUCUUGAAUCAAAAUAUGUCAUUCCCGUGAAUCGUGUUGAUCGUUCCUUCCUCUCCUAAUUCUUCAAAGGACAUCUACCUGACAGGUGCUGUUACAGUGCGGAGUGUGUGGGCGAGCGAAUGUGAGAGUGACAGAAAGUGACGGUGAAAAUUAGCGGAGGAAAAUAUUAGCAUUAAUUUGUCAGGUUACAGCUCUGUCCUGUACACAUACGAUACAUCUUGAUAGUUAAAAUAAAUUAAAAAGAAGGGACGGUGUUGAACACGGAGGAGCUGUCACAUUUUAAGCUUAUGAGAUUAUUCUUUAGAAUUUUAAUGUACAAAUGAAAUGCUUGGUAAUUAUACAGAACCGAGGUGGUCUCACGUUGUCUGUUUUUUUUAUGUUUAUUACUUCAAAUAUAAAAAACAGUAAAUUAAGACACAAAAGGCAAACAUGAACAGUCUUAUCGGCAAUUCUGAGGUCAACAGGUUAACAGGAUUUCCCCUGUCUUUAUAAGGUUUAGGUUGUGAGGCUCAAAACAGCUUGGGCCUGUGCCAUGGAUGGAAAAUAUUGUGUAAAGCAUCAAACUAACCAAAUGACUUUUCCCAGAUCUAAUGGUAAUUCCUCCACAGUAGACUUCUUUAGCAAGUUUAGCUUUUGGGGUGUAGUUUAUUCAAAAUCGGCUCUAGAUUUUCCAACUUAUUAUUCACAGAUAUAACAUCCUUUAUUUUCUUCUCAGAAUACACCAGAAUGCUUUGUUUGCAAACAUGUCACCUUUUUCAUCCCUGCUGAGUUUACAUGUAUGUGUUUGUAGGGCUGUCCCCGACUAAGGAUUUACAUAUACAAAUCAGAAGUCCUGCCAAUAGUCGACUGAUAGUCGAAUCAUGUGUUUUUGUGCCCGGCGAUUGUGAAACUGUCUUGAAAAGUCUUAAAUAUGAUUAGGUGAAACCUGCAAGAAACCCAGCAGUGAGCUACAAGAAGCUUAAUAGCACCAUAGAGCUGCAGAUUUGGCAAAUCAUUUUCUGCAUAUUCAUCAGUGCAAAAACCAUCUUUCACAUUACAACUAGUCAUUUGAGUCACCGUUCAUCUAAAAUACACAUCGUUAAUCAUAACCAUGUAUAAUCUGCAACUAUACAUAUAGUACGCACAAGAUAUUUAACACAUUGUACUGUAUUGUAUUGUAUUGUAUAAACCACAGAAUUACAUCACAUAAAACAUG